AUGGUAGAAACUAGGUCUUUCAUCAGAAAUUUGGAGAUACAGGUAGGUCAGGUGAGCAAGAAGAUUCCAGAGAUCCCAUCCAACACUUUUCCAAGCAACACUGAGGUGAAUCCAAAGGAAGAGUGCAAGGCCCUCACUAUGGGAGCUGAGGCCGAACUAAAAGAGGAGUCUGCUACUGAGGAACUGAAGGAGAUCAAGGCUCAGGAGGAGACUGGGAGUGUCACCAUGCACAUCCCCAUGAAGAUGGAGGAGCUUGAAGACCAACCAUCUCCAAACGUGCAAAAGGAACCUAAGGAGGAGCAACUUGCUCGGUUCUUGGCAAUUCUCUGGAAGCUGCAAGUCAAUAUCUCUUUUACAGAGGCAUUGAAGAAGAAACCCUCCUAUAUGGCCUGUCUGAACAAUACUAUCUCUGAAAAGACGGCCCUGAAGGAAGAUGAGAUGGUGAUACUGGUCAAAGAAUGCAGCGCCCUGAUCCAGAAGAAGAUGCCUCUGAAGAUGCCAGAUCCCGGAAGCUUCCUUAUUCCCUGCACUAUAGGGACUAUGACUUUUGAGAAGGCACUGUGCAACCUUGGCUCAAGCAUCAACCUCAUGCCUCUCUCUAUGAUGAAGAAACUAGGGAUCCAGGAGGUGCUGCCCACUAGAAUCUCAUUAGAGAUGGCAGAUAUGUCCCUGAAACGGGCUGAUGGCAUGGUGGAAAACGUCCUUGUAAAGGUUGAAAACCUUUACCUCCCGGCGAACUUCGUGAUAUUUGACACUGGGGAGGACAGAGACGACUCCAUCAUCCUUGGAAGGCCUUUCUUAGCUACUGCGAAGGCCUUAAUAGAUGUGGAAAAAGGUGAGCUAGUCCUAAAGUUGCAGGAGGAUCAUAUUCUGUUAAACAUCCCAAACCCUCACUCUCCCUCAGAUAAAGGAGGUACUACUGUACAACACUUAGUGUUCCAACCUUGUCUCUCAGUAGAGAGCAUUACAGAGCCCCCUGACAUCAAACCUAAGUUUGGUGUUGGGCAAUCACCAUUAAUCACUGAGGAAGAAGGUACCAAGAAGAAAGUACCCAAAUGGGGAUUAAUAAUGAGCAACUAA
Messenger RNA from Arachis ipaensis, 1080 nucleotides. RefSeq lists its product as uncharacterized. Gene Ontology annotation, biological process: proteolysis. Gene Ontology annotation, molecular function: aspartic-type endopeptidase activity. The record is from RefSeq and is a predicted model, not a curated record. NCBI's taxonomy places the organism in Eukaryota, Viridiplantae, Streptophyta, Magnoliopsida, Fabales, Fabaceae.